Messenger RNA from Ceratina calcarata, 3054 nucleotides. RefSeq names its product two pore segment channel 1 (gene Tpcn1). NCBI's taxonomy places the organism in Eukaryota, Metazoa, Arthropoda, Insecta, Hymenoptera, Apidae. Gene Ontology annotation, biological process: monoatomic ion transport; transmembrane transport. The transcript is spliced from 13 exons. The record is from RefSeq and is a predicted model, not a curated record. Gene Ontology annotation, cellular component: endosome membrane; lysosomal membrane. Bases 386 to 2905 code for a protein of 839 amino acids. Gene Ontology annotation, molecular function: voltage-gated channel activity; calcium ion binding; monoatomic ion channel activity.
AGAAUAAUAAACACAGAAAUCCCGAAUAGAAUUCUCUUACCAUUUUCCUAAUUGCAAUAACAGAGCAUCGCUUCGUUACUCAAGUUUAUUAAAUCGACGUGCACGCUAUAUUGAGAUUACUUGCAAUCAAUACGCAUGCGCCUGACUGACGGACUGGAACAUUGAACACACGAAGAUCGAAUAGCACCCACUGUGGUAUUAUGAUGCCGUAAUUAUGUAAAGUAUCGUUUGUCUCGAAAAUAUGCGUAUAUCUCCGCGGAUGGUUUUCAGUUUAAUCCAGUCAGUGGUGGCCACCAUCUGAGUAGUGACAUCAUCGCGUGGGAUUAGACAGUGUAAAUAAGUGUUGCUAGCCGUGCGUAUAUGACAUGUGACACAUCAUCCUCAAAUGUCUUCCCCUAAAAGCAUCGAAUAUUCCGGCAAUUAUCAACGGUUCAACGAUGACACGAACGAACAGGACGUUUCGCAUCGACCCAGCCAAAAAUAUGGAUCUACGCUACCCUGUUCUUCUUUAAACAAUCAUACAAGCCCUCCUGCUGAAAGCACAAGAACGACUGAUCAAUUUAUUAAUAAAUUUGACACAGAUGAUGUGCAAAGAGAGACGGUAUCUGAAAACGCGAUACUUCCGUCGCACGAUUCGCUCGCGGAUCAUGAUUUGCACUGGGAAAUGAAUUAUCAUGAGGCUGCGAUAUUUCUGGAGGAAGGCAGAAACAAUGAAAAGUUCGACUCUCACCCGAAACAUCCAGGGGAUUUGCCGGCGUAUCUAUUAGUUCACAAUAACUGGUAUUAUGGAUUAGACCUGUUAACUUCCCUUCUGCUCUUGGCUUUGGCUCUUGUGGAAGAUCCAGCUGUGCCGCUGUUCAGCAUGCCGGUAUGGGCACACGGAUCUAUAGAACUCUUCGCUUUGAUAAUUAUAGGCACAGAAUUAGCUCUGAAGUUAAGAUGGAUCGGUUGGUCCACGAUGCUGAGACACAAACGGACGAUGUUGAAGUGUAUCACGCUGGUGAUCAUGUUCGUAGAAGCACUAACAGUAUUAGUGCGGCAGUCGUCGCACUUCCGCGUGACGCGCGCCCUGAGGCCCAUUUUUUUAGUCGAUACCAAAUGCUUCGGGGGCGUCCGACGAUUCAUAAGGCAAAUACUUUUAACGCUACCACCGAUUCUAGAUAUGUUGGGCCUGCUUUUAUUUUUCAUAACGCUUUACACAGUGAUGGGGUAUUACAUGUUCUCCGAUAUGAACCGGAAUUUCUAUACGCUGCAAGACAGUUUCGUAAGCCUCUUCGUCCUCCUGACCACUGCUAACUUUCCAGACGUGAUGAUGCCCUCGUAUUCCAAAAGUAAAUGGUACUCGAUAUUCUUUGUGUCUUACUUGUGCACGAUGUUAUACGUGAUGAUGAAUUUAAUGCUGGCGGUAGUUAACGUCGCGUUCACCGCAGCUGAACGCGACAAGUUCAAAAAGCUGUUUCUUCAUAAAAGGAAAGCGUCUCAGCAUGCUUUCAAGUUGUUAGUGUCAAAACAGAAUCCGGACAAAAUGCGAUUCCGCCAGUUCGAGGGACUGAUGCGGUAUUACGCACCGAAUAAAAGCCUGAGGGACGUCGUUUUGAUGUUCCAACAUUUGAACGCUUCGGGAAGCGGAGUUCUGAGCUCCGAGGAGUUUUUAAAUAUCUACGACACUAUCAUGCUUCAGUGGGAGCCGCAGUAUUCCACUGUACCUUGGUACCACAGCUCGUCCCGGCCGUUGCAGAUCCUCUGCACCGGCGCUCACGCCGCUAUCAGAUGGCCGUAUUUCGAAACUCUAAUGUAUGUGACAAUCGCUGCGAAUGGCAUCGCCAUGAUAAUAAGGAUAUUGCAACCGGGCGAUAUCGUUGAAAGUACACUGUUGUUUGCUGCGUCUUGGGACACUUUUAUUUUUGGAACUAUAUUCGUUGCCGAGGCGUUGAUUAAAGUGCUGGGACUUGGCACGAGGCGGUAUCUUAGUUCCGGCUGGAAUCUUUUCGAUUUAGGAACGUCGAUAAUGACUCUUGUCGCCGGUUGCAUUUUACGUCUCUUCUCCACGGCUACGUUCUUCGUUUUAUUCCGCCCGUUUCGGAUUCUGAGAUUGUUUAAAAUGAAAAAGAGGUAUCGAGACGUGUUUGGCACGCUUGUCAUUUUAACUCCUCUGAUGUCCUCCACCGCGGUAGUCAUGCUGGUUUUAUACUAUUUCUUCGCGAUCAUCGGAAUGGAAUUGUUCGCCGGGUACAACAUGCGAAACUGUUGCAAGAAUACGACAGUCGAAGAUUUUUACAAAUAUUCUGCUAACGAGAGCACCGCGUUAGGAUAUUACUAUCUGAACACUUUUGACAAUCUCAUAGACAGCGGGAUGACUCUGUUCGAAUUAACAGUCGUGAACAACUGGUUUAUUCAAAUGAACGCGUACGCAUUUACUGUCGGGAUGUACACGCGAUUGUACUUUAUGGUAUUUUACCUGGUGACGAUGAUCGUUCUAACGAUCGUCGUCUCCAGUUUCUUGGAAGCAUUCCGGUUUCGAAUACAUUAUAAGAAGUCAACAUCUAAACGUGAUGAGGAGAAAAUGCUUCACGAAGAAGUGGAGUUAAAGUGGGACGAGUUGCAAUACGUUAUAGAGGAUUUCCAGCUUUUAGAAAAAUUACGACCUUCUCUAGUAGUCGGCGGGACUACUGUUUUCAUUGGAUCGCGUCCGCGAACGAGGGAAGUAUUGCAAAGAAAGAUGUACACCAAUGAAAUUAAUGAGUGGGUCGCGGAAGCGAGGCAGGCAGAGAGUAGACAAAUUUUAUUGAACGAAGCUCAUAGUUCGGAGGAACUUUGUAGAGAAGAGCCGAUCACCGAAUCAGAUCAUUUAGGAUUAACAGAGAACUUGCGACGUCCGCGCCGUAGAACGUCGAACGUUGUAUAGUAGUAAUAGUAAAUUAAAUUUCAGUUACUUCCGCGUCACAUAUGAUUUCAUGAUGGAUUGUAAUAUAAAACUUCGCUGAUAAGUAGCAAUAAAUGUAGUCAUGAAAUUUCUACCAAAAAACGUAAAAUAAAAAUGAACGUGAUAUUUAA